Messenger RNA from Anastrepha ludens (Mexican fruit fly), 3828 nucleotides. RefSeq lists its product as uncharacterized. Lineage: Eukaryota; Metazoa; Arthropoda; Insecta; Diptera; Tephritidae. The transcript has 2 exons. Bases 1 to 3828 code for a protein of 1275 amino acids. The record is from RefSeq and is a predicted model, not a curated record.
AUGGCAACAAACGAAGCUUCUCGGUUGUCACCUGAGGAUAUGGUGAUUUUUUACAAACGUAAGGCGCAAUCAAUUUAUGCACAAGCGCAAUCGAUUGAACGGGCAAUCGAAGGUGAAAAAAUUAAUCCAUUCACCGAAGUAGAUUUAAAGGUACGGUUGGAGUGCCUCGAACAUAUUUCCAGCACGUUUAACUUGGCUCAUGACAGCUUAGAGGAGCUCAAUUUUGACGAAAUCGGCGGAGCACUGCGUUCAAAUUUUGAAGAGCUACUCCUUUUACUUCGGUGUCGUAUACGGCGUGAAAUUCAUAAACGUCAAUCUCAAAUGCCAUCCUGCUCAACCAUGCGGCACGAUCCGGUUUUGGAAGGGCAAACAGUUGUUUUGCAAAGUCGACCACGUUUGCCUGAGCUCAGACUGCCUAUAUUCAGUGGAGGAUAUACGGAAUACACAGAUUUCUUUUCCUUGUUUUCAACCGUUAUAGACAAGGAUCCGGACCUCACGGAUGUCGAGAAGUUGCAGCACCUACGUUCAUAUCUGAAGGGUCCAGCUCUGGAUGCAAUUCGUUCGUUGGAGAUGAGUGGCAACAACUACUCUGUGGCUCUAGAUUUGCUUAACAAAAGAUUUAACAAUAAGCGUCUUAUUUUUCAGGCACACAUCACUGAGAUUAUGGGCAUCAAAAAGGUGGACACUUCUUCAGCGGUGAAGCUUCGUGAAUUAUCCGACAAGGUAAAUGCAAACCUGCGCGCUCUACGCACCAUGGGGAAUUCGGAGCAAAUAGCGGGGUGUAUAAUCGUACACACUCUUCUGCAAAAAGUCGACAGUAUCACGCAGGCAAAUUGGGAGGAAGCUGCGCCGUUAGAUCUCAUACCCUCAUGGGAGCAGUUUACAAAUUUCCUGGAGAAGCGUUGUCAAAGGCUGGAGAAUGUAGAACAUUCCAUGGCAGCGUAUACUCGUGGCUCACAGGUGGGAAAAAAUAGUAGAACUAUUAACCAUGGUAGAAAAUCAUUUAUUGCUACUAACAAUACAAACAAUUCAACCAAUGGCUGUGUUUUUUGCGAGACAGACCAUGCUGUAUAUUCAUGCACCCGUUUUUUAAAUUUAUCUCCACAACUCCGUCUUAAGGAGGUCAAAAGGCUUGCUUUGUGUUUAAACUGCCUCAGAAAAGGCCAUCAGCUUCGAACGUGCAAUGCUGGUCUAUGUCGUACGUGUGGAUCCAAGCACCACAGUCUGCUACAUAUCGACUCCUCUUCUUCACCAAUGUCGUCACAAGGUCCUGCAUCUUCAGUGCAAGCAUCCUCCCAAUUAGCACCUCCAAACACCUCUAAGCUUGUUUCAACUUCAGUCGCACACCACACCUUGGCUGCAAUCUCACAAACAAAGUCAAUUGUCACAUCUGCUCAGAAUCUCAGUCCUGAUGUUGUGCUUCUAGCCACUGCUGUCAUCAAUGUUAAGAACAGCGCAGGUACAUGGGUGCCAUGUCGUGCACUGCUCGACUCAGGGUCGCAGUUGCAUAUUAUAACGUCUCGUCUUGCUCAUCAACUGCAGUUGCGAAAAACCAAGUCAUCCACCUACGUAUCGGGUCUUGGUAAUGCAAACUUCGCCUCUGAUGGUUUGACUGUCAAUAUUACUAUUCAGUCUCAAAACUCGGAGUACUCUACCUGCAUUACAGCGUUGGUUGCUCCUAACAUAACGGACAAUCAACCCUCUUUUACUUUGGAUAUUUCUCAUUGGAAAAUACCGUCGAACAUUUGUUUAGCAGAUCGAGGAUUUUUCAAGUCGCAACGAAUAGACAUGCUUAUUGGAGCCAGCCUCUUCUAUGAUCUCUUAUGCAUUGGACAAAUAAAGUUAGCUCACGGUCUACCGUGCCUACAGAAAACUAGGUUAGGAUGGGUUGUAACAGGUGGUGAAUCGCAGCGGCAAAGGGGAGCGAUAUUGGCCGCACAGUCAUCACUUGACAUAGGUUACGAAUCCAAUGUUCAAAUCGAUCAACUAGUACGUAGAUUUUGGGAGGUUGAAAGUUGCUGUGAAUCUGUCGCCACAUACUCCAAGGAAGAGCUUGACUGCGAGGCGCAUUUUAAGGCCAAUUAUUUGCGUUUGUCUACAGGGAACUAUUCGGUCCGGCUACCAGCAAAAGUUAAUAUUGAUCUCUUGGGCGACUCUUAUCAACAAGCGUUUCGUCGUUUUCUUAAUCUAGAGCGAAAAUUGGACCGCCACCCACAGCGGAAGGCCCAAUAUGCAGCAUUCAUACGGGAGUAUUUGAAUCUAGGACAUAUGUCACUGGUUACUAAGAACAAUCUGCGGUAUUGCAAAUACUUUCUGCCGCAUCACUGUGUUUUGAAGGAAGAGAGCACAACUACAAAACUCCGCGUUGUAUUCGAUGGCUCUGCGGUUUCAUCUUCUGGAUACUCGUUGAACGACUUGCUUAUGACAGGACCCACCAUACAACCUAAGCUGUUCAACACAUUGCUUCGGUUUAGAACCUUUCCAAUCGCUUUGACGGGUGACAUAUGUAAGAUGUAUCGUUGUGUACGAGUCUCAGAGCCCGAUAGUUAUCUGCAGUGCAUCUUGUGGCGUGACUCCCCACAACAGCCGGUCAACGUCUUUAAACUUGACACAGUCACUUAUGGUACAAGACCAGCUUCAUUCCUCUCAAUUCGUUCGAUGCAUCAGGUAGCCAUUGAUGAACAAAUUGUCUACCCCAUAGGCUCAAAAAUAUUAAAGUGCGAUUUUUAUGUCGAUGAUCUUAUUACAGGCGGUGAGUCCAUUCAAGAAGUCAAGGAAAUUAUGAGUCAAACUACAAAGCUGCUGGAAAAAGGAGGAUUCCAGUUGAGAAAGUGGUGCUCCAGUAAUCCUGAAUUGUUGCAGACGAUACCACCUGAUGAUCGAGAAACACUACUUAAGUUCGACGAUGGAAGCGAUAUAACUAAAACACUCGGUUUAACUUGGGAUCCUGCAUCAGAUUGCCUAUUGUUCGCGUUCUCACCAAUGCAGCCUUCAUCAAAACAUUGCAAGCGGUCCAUUUUGUCAACUAUUGCUCGUUUUUAUGACCCACUCGGUCUCAUCGGCCCUAUUAUUUCGAAGGCUAAAAUCUUUCUUCAACAAAUCUGGAAAGAAAGGCUUGACUGGGAUGAAAGUUUGCCUUCAUCACUACAUUCAUCGUGGCUUAGUUUGUGUACAGAUUUUGGCCGCAUACCGCAAAUAAAGUUUCCCCGGUUGUCAAUACAGCAGAAUGGCGCCUAUGAAAUUCAUGAUUUUAGUGACGCCAGCAUCGAAGCAUACGGAGCUUGUCUUUACGUCGUGUCAGUCAGUCAAGGAAGAAACCAGGCGCAACUGCUAUGUUCAAAAUCUCGUGUAGCGCCCUUAAAAACUCUUACGGUUUCAAGGCUGGAGUUGUGCGGUGCCUCCCUGUUGGCGCAACUCAUGCAUGAAAUAGCUCAAAUGAAACUUUUCUCGUGUCGAUAUUAUUGUUGGUCUGAUUCGGCGGUGGUGUUAUCCUGGAUCCGCGACGAACCUUCAAGAUUUCAAAUCUUUACAGCUAAUCGCAUAGCCACUAUACAGGAGUUGACUGCGGGUAUGGAAUGGCGCUACGUGCCUACGAAGUUUAACCCAGCUGAUAUUUUAUCCAGAGGUGCAACCUCUAACGACCUCAUUAACUCAUCUCUAUGGUUGCAUGGACCGGAUUUUUUAGCUCAAGAUAAAAACAAUUGGCCAAACCCUUGCAGUCAAGUCAGUCAACUCCCAGAAAUGCGCAAAAGGGUGUUAUUUGCGACAUCUAACAUGUUUUUGGUUACAUAUAUAAGUUCCAAAAUCGCUUGCGGCUUUCUGGACUGA